Messenger RNA from Vicia villosa (hairy vetch), 1267 nucleotides. Its product is annotated as embryonic abundant protein VF30.1-like. Bases 110 to 916 code for a protein of 268 amino acids. The transcript has 3 exons. The record is from RefSeq and is a predicted model, not a curated record. Lineage: Eukaryota; Viridiplantae; Streptophyta; Magnoliopsida; Fabales; Fabaceae.
CAUGCAAUUAUAGGUAUGUAUUUACCUAUAAAUAAUGAGAAACUUGUAUCAGUUUCAUACACGCUCUUACUAAACACUUCACAGUUAUCACUUCUUUGUAACUAGCCAAAUGAAGUUUGCACAUAUCACGGUUCUGGCUCUGUUUUGUUUGGCUUUUGUGGAAAUUGGUGCAAUAACAUUUGGAGAAGAUUAUUGGAAAUAUGUUUGGCCAAACACUCCUGUCCCCAAGGCUUUUUCAGAUCUUUUGAUUCCUAAUGGAAAAACUAAUAACCUGCCUAUUAGAGUCGAAGAAUUAAACCAAUACUCGACACUUUUUUUUCAACAUGACCUUUAUCCGGGAAACAAAAUAAUAUUGGGUAACACGCACUCAAUUGCAAAGAUGGUGGGGCUAUUCACUGAGCCAAUACAAGGUGUCACUGAUUCCAUAUGGCUGAAAAAUAAAGAAAGACAAAGUCUUGAUGACUUUUGUAAGAGUCCAGUUGCUAAAGGAGAACACAAACAUUGUGUAUCAUCUCUAGAUUCUAUGAUUGAUCAUGUCAUUUCACAUUUUGGAACAACAAAGAUUAAGGUCAUUUCAAGUACCUUUGACAUAAAUCAAGACCAAUAUGUGGUGGAGGAAGUCAAAAAAGUUGGUGACAAUGCAGUGAUGUGUCAUAGAUUGAAUUUCGAAAAAGUUGUAUUCAAUUGUCACCAAGUGCGUGCAACAACGGCUUACGUGGUCUCAUUGGUAGCACCUUAUGGAACCAAAGCGAAGGCUUUAACUGUUUGUCAUCAUGAUACAAGAGGUAUGAAUCCUGAGUUGCUUUACGGAGCUCUCAAAGUUAGCCCUGGAACUGUUUCUGUUUGCCAUUUCAUUGGCAAUAAGGCGGCUGCUUGGGUGCCUAAUUAUUCUGUUGAUCGUCAUUGUGUCAUCUAGAUGCUAAAUGGUUAUGCACAUCGUUUCCAAUUAAAAAAUUUCACACUUAAACCAUGAUUGACAUUUGAGGAUUUUUACUGUCAUGGAAUCCUCAUGUUCAAAUUGGAUUUGUGUUAAAAUAAUAUAAGUACAUAAGGAGAACUAUGAUGUGCAAGUAUUAGAUUUUAUGUAUUUUAAAUAAAACAUGUUAGUUCUAAACUAGUUAGAACCAUGGUUGUAUCUUUGUAUGUUAUCAUAGUUUGAUAUCGAUAACCGGAUCAUUGAUGUAUGGUUGGCUAGUUUGGUAUCGAUUCUCAAAUCUUUGAUGUAUGUUUAAAUUGCAUAAUGAAAAAAUGUAUGUUUGAUAUUCUA